Molecule: messenger RNA, 1027 nt
Organism: Cervus elaphus (red deer)
Lineage: Eukaryota; Metazoa; Chordata; Mammalia; Artiodactyla; Cervidae
Gene: GLRX5
Product: glutaredoxin 5
Exons: 2
Coding region: 73-549 (158 amino acids)
Source: RefSeq, a predicted model, not a curated record
CCGAGCCCCGGGAAGGCUCCGGCUGGCUAGCCCAGGUCGCCGGCGGUCGAGGGCUGCGGCCAGCGUGCCGGGAUGAGCGGGUCCCUGGGCCGGGCGGCGGCGGCGGCGGCGACAGCUCUGCUCCGCUGGGGGCGCAGCGCAGGCGGCGGCCUCCGGGGCCCGGGCGUGCGGGCUGCAGGCUCGGGCGGCAGCGGCUCGUCGGAGCACCUGGACGCGUUGGUGAAGAAGGACAAGGUGGUGGUCUUCCUCAAGGGGACGCCGGAGCAGCCCCAGUGCGGCUUCAGCAACGCCGUGGUGCAGAUCCUGCGGCUGCACGGCGUCCGCGACUACGCGGCCUACAACGUGCUGGACGACCCCCAGCUCCGGCAAGGCAUUAAAGACUACUCCAACUGGCCCACCAUCCCGCAAGUGUACCUUAACGGCGAGUUCGUGGGGGGCUGUGACAUUCUCCUGCAGAUGCACCAGAACGGGGACCUGGUGGAAGAACUGAAAAAGCUGGGGAUCCGCUCUGCCCUCUUAGAUGAAACGAAAGACCAGGACUCGAAGUGAGGGAAGGUGGCCCCGGGCGAGGAGCCGCUGGUGUCGAGUCUCACCGCCAGAGAAGCCUUACCCGUUCGGGUUCCCGCUGUUCAGACGACCGCUCGCACUGGUUCCUCCAGUUUGUAAGCAGCCAAGUGAUUUUAGCGUGUCUGCUGUUUGGGCAAGGAAGAUCCUGUCGUGAACAUAAUCGUAACCACUGUACCGUCAUAAUCAAUGUCGCAUUACGAGAUUGUUGUAAACAAAAUUCCUUCUUGUGUUGUUCUUUGCUCUUUGCCUGAUUCAGGAGUAAACCUGGGAGCUUUUGAAUCAUUGUUAUUCUUCAUGGGUCCUGCACAAAUAUGUCAGUCAGUCUGCAAAGGUAAUAUAACCCCCCCCACGCCCCCCAGUUUUUCAUAACUUGUUCUGUUAAGAAAAAUGAUCGACAAGGAAGAAAAUAAGAUAACCGGGUUUUUUGGUUUUUUUUUAAAAAAUAAACUGCCAACCCAGG